CCAGCUGUUGGCCGCAUCCAUCCACCCUGCCACUGCCACCGGCUCCUUGAUUCCCUCCCCUUGCCCUGCUCCAAGCCAAUAAUUCGCCGCAGAAAACUCAGCCAGCGUCUGCGCCAUGGCUUCGGAGCAUGUUAUCGGGAAGCUCAGCGUCCGGGUUGUGCGGGGACACAACCUCAUCAUCGCCGACCCGCUCACCCACACCAGUGACCCCUACGUCGUCCUCUCCUACGGCUCCCAGAAGGUGAAGACCGGUGUUCAGAAGAAGAAUGCCAAUCCUCUAUGGAAUGAACUAUUGCUGCUCCCUGUCACAAAUCCAACAAAGCCAGUGAAACUGGAGGUUUUCGACGAGGACAAAUUCACAGCCGAUGACAGCAUGGGAGUGGCUGAGUUCAACGUAACUGACAUCUAUGAUGCUGCAAAGCUGGAUCUGAAGCAUGCCUCUGACGGAACAAGGAUCAAAACGAUCUACCCGGUUGGCACUAACUACCUUGGUGGUGAGAGCCACGUCUCGUGGAAGAAUGGAAAGGUCGUCCAAGACUUGAUUCUGAAGCUGAAGAACGUUGACAGUGGCUCUGUCGUGCUGCAGCUGGAGUGGGUUCACGUCCCUGGCGUUACGCUGUAAGCUAUUUGUGAUCAAAUGUUACUGCAACCUGGUGUCAUGAAGCUACACCUAUGGUUGGUACAUGUUCCUGGUGUCACAGUCGUAACAAUCAGUGGAUGCUUGUUUUGCAGUGUGUAAGGUGUGUGUGUGGUGAUGUGUUUCAGUGUUACAGUGUGCACUGUAUUUGUAGUACAUCCUGGUGUUGCUGUGAAUUUGUGUUUGAAGUCGAACAGAUAAGAAACAACACCCUUUGUGGCAGCUGUAGUGAGAAGUAAAAUAACAUUCCAGAGCUUUAUUGGGGA
Lolium rigidum is the source of this 903-nucleotide messenger RNA. Its product is annotated as protein C2-DOMAIN ABA-RELATED 8-like. The record is from RefSeq and is a predicted model, not a curated record. NCBI's taxonomy places the organism in Eukaryota, Viridiplantae, Streptophyta, Magnoliopsida, Poales, Poaceae. The transcript has 3 exons. Bases 116 to 622 code for a protein of 168 amino acids.